Molecule: messenger RNA, 393 nt
Organism: Lactuca saligna
Lineage: Eukaryota; Viridiplantae; Streptophyta; Magnoliopsida; Asterales; Asteraceae
Source: the annotation of a GenBank genome assembly
AUGGAGAGCAGGUUACACAAAGCCGGUGAGGAUAUGUAUUGGGUGUUAUCGUGUGGAAUCGCAAAGUUUGUGGAUAAGCUCAUUGCUGAGUCAUCCUUUUUUUAUGCUAAUCGUGAUCUUCAAAGUAUUUGUGUUGAUUUUGGCAAGAGAACUGGUUGUGAGAUGAUGAAUACAGAGCAUAACUUGGGAUUGAGCAAGACUGAAAUUCCGUUAUAUGAUCCAACUCGUGCACAGAAGAUGGAGGAAUCAUUCUCUACUUUAUUUUGUGGUGAUUACUUGGUUGAAUUUGGUUUUACUUUAUCAAAUAUUGAGCGGUUAUGUGCAUUAGUAGGACCAACUAACAACAGGGUGUCUAUAUGUCAUGGUGGUGGUGCGGGUGUUGGUGGGUCUUGA